AUGGUGAAGUACGGAGCGGGGACAGCCGAGAGCAACUACCAGUGGUGGACGCACAGCGUGCAAAGCGGCACGCUGGAGCACUCCGGCGAGCAGCUCGCAGUGGAGAAGAUGGAGAAGGAUCCGUCGGCCACCAGCCGGCGCCACUACUUGCGGCUCAUGCGCAACCUCGGAAAGAAGGGUCGAUGUUCUCAAGCCUUUCAAGCAGCUGAGGAGAUGAAACACUCCGGCCUUGCCAUGGAUGUGAGCUGCUAUGCAGCUUUAGUAGAGGCCUGUCUCGUCUCCGGCCUGCUGGACCGUGCCACGGAGACUCUUCGCCAGAUGCGUCGGGACUUGGGCGCACAGUGCAGCUUGCCGGAGGAGACUCACAAUGAAUUCAUCAGUGCCUGCGGUUUCGCAGAUCAAUGGGAACGAGCAGUAGAUCUCUUGAAGGACCUGACGCUGGCGCGUCAAGUGCCGCAGAUCAGCGCCUACGUCAGCGUCGUGCGGAGCUGCUGCCGCUGCAAGCAGUUCCCAACGGCCCUGCAGUUGCUGAAAGAAAUGGAGAUGCACAGUCAAAGUCACUACCAGGCGGCGCAAGAGCUGAGAUUGGAGCUGGUGGAGGUCUUACCCAACAGCCAUUGGAAGACCUGGGAGACCAGCAGGGCUCACGAUCACCCUCUCACCACUUGGAGUCAAAACGGCCCCAGGAAAGCUGACUGA
Messenger RNA from Cladocopium goreaui, 699 nucleotides. The record is from the annotation of a GenBank genome assembly. Lineage: Eukaryota; Dinophyceae; Suessiales; Symbiodiniaceae.